Canariomyces notabilis is the source of this 717-nucleotide messenger RNA. RefSeq lists its product as uncharacterized. The transcript has 2 exons. Lineage: Eukaryota; Fungi; Ascomycota; Sordariomycetes; Sordariales; Chaetomiaceae. The coding region runs from base 103 to 528 and encodes 141 amino acids. The record is from RefSeq and is a predicted model, not a curated record.
AAUUUGAAUCGGGCUCGGGACACGGCUCCCCAAACGCUGAUAAACAGCAAACGGCCAACCAACCCACAGCUACCGUGAUGUUGUUCGAGAUGCAGGAACCUCAUGCAACCAUCGCCAAGAUCUGGGCGGCUGCGGCUUGAGGCUAUCAGAACCAGAUGGAACGCAUCUUGGCGGCAACGUCUGGUGAUCGCGUGCCUGGAGGACAAAGGACAAACAACGGCCACCGGCUACAGGAACUUGCCAGCUCCAGGGUCCUCCUGGCAUUGCGUCAGACGCAAGGCGGUCUACACUACAUUCCCAUUAGACCCCCGUCUUAAUCCCCUCCUGGGGGCCGUAGCGGCUACGAUGGGCGUCUGCACCAAGCCAGGCCCCGUCACGGGCACGCGAGAUCUCCCGCUGCAGCUUUUGUCAACUUGUACUGGGACAAAGGGCUCCAAGUACCGGUACAUCCCAUCAUGGUGUUGUACGUGCAUAUUGGCUUGGGCCCACUUUCAACGUCCGAGUUUCUCGAGUGAGGUUCGAACAUGAGCAACACCGGGCGGACCGGCCACCUCCACUCUAGAAGACUCAAGAUCCCGAGUUCUCAUUGGUUUCUAUAUAAAACCGCUUCUUAUAUCUCCCAGUUCACCGGGAACACACCAUCGAACCUUGCUUUAACUACAGUAUAUACUCUCCGAGCCCAAGGUUUGGGCACCAACCUCACACCCUAAUACAAAC